AUGUCGGUGUCGCCCGCCCUCCCUGACCUCUCUCGUCUCUAUCAGACUGAGUUUGUUCGCAGUGCCCGAGCAGUCGGUGUCCUCUGGGCCAUCUGCACGCUCUGCUUCGCCAUCAUCCAGGUGGUCGUCCUGGUGCAGCCCUCCUGGAUCGGCACUGCUGAAACCCGGCACCAGGGGGCGCCCAGCGGCACCCUGGGACUGUUUGAGGUGUGUGUGGAGUCGGACUGGCCGGUCCCAGACUGUCGUGGCCGUCUGUCCAGCCUGUCUCCUCUACCGUCCUUCCAGUCGGUGGCAGUGUUGGUGGGCGUGUCCCUGUGGGCCGUGUGGACCAGUGUCCUCUGUCUCUGUCUCUUCCGAUUCUGCAGUGCUGCAACCGUCUACAAGAUCUGUGCCUGGCUGCAGCUCACAGCUGGAUUCUGUCUGGCGUUGGCCUGUCUUCUGUUUCCAGACUCGUGGGAGAGUCCAGAGAUGAGAUCUCUGUGUGGAGACUCAGUGGGCAGUUUCUCUCCAGGUAACUGUUCCGUCCACUGGGCCUACAUCCUCGCCAUCCUGGGAGUUCUGGACGCCGCUAUCUUGGCCAUGCUAGCGUUCGUCCUUGCCAACAGGCAGGACGCCCUGUUGCCACCAGACGCCAAGGACGUGACCACAGGCCUGCUGAUGUCAGCGUGAUGUCAUCAGGUCGUCAGUUCUCCUCCUGAUCCCUCCAUCAUUAUCGUCUCCUGGAUAUCACCUCCACCUUCUGUUGUCACAGUUAUGAAAGGGGGGGGGGGGGGGGUCUGUGAACCUCACCUGCUCAUGUCAUGUGUGGGUGGAGUCAGACAGAGAGGAGGAGGAGCCUAAACAUGGCAGCCUGGUAAUGAAGCCACAAACAAAAACGUGUUGACGUCAGAGUCAGUCUGCGUUUAAACCGAGUUGUAUUCACGUGUUUGUGAUGAGAGGGAAACACCUGCUAAUGCUAAGCUAACUGAUGUCAUCAGAAUCAUUUGAGGGGUGUUUAAAACGGUCUGAUGACUGUUCUUCAUGUCUUCUCUUUGUAGCAUCCGAUACUAGCGAGCUAAUGUUAGCUUGGCUCAGUUAGUACUCCUGAACCUUGAACGAAUAGUCUGACGUAGUAAUUCCUCCUGUUGUUUGUUUCUGAGUCGCAUGUUUCUGCUGAAUCAGUUAAAUCUCUGUUUAGCUUAGUUUAGCACAAUAUUUUGAAGCAGGGGCAACUGUUAGCCUCUAACAGCGGUACAGUGUUAUACUGAAUGUUUCAAACAGUCAGUGCAUCCAAUAGAACAUCUGAUAUAAAGGCUGAGUCGUGUUCACUAGCAGCUAAUAGCUGCCAGUCAAACUUUACUGAUUGUUAGCAUUAGCUUUAUCAUUAGAGGUAAGAGCCACCCUGGCGAAGAUCAUAAAACGGAGAUGGCUACUCCGUAUAUCAACAGUAGUGACAGCUUUAGUUUUUACUGUUUAAUAGUCACGUACAUAAAGUCUAUCAGCUCGGGUUAAUUGGGUGUCACGUCAUUCUGAGGGCCGAGCUCCGAGGUGUUUGGCAUUAGCUUCAGAGCCAGUGAGUUUAGCGUUUGCCUCUGGGUUCAUUUUGCAUAGCAUAGCAUAGCUAACUUGACUUCCAGUUAACCUCUGGGGCCACUUAGCUUAGAAUUAUUUUACAAUCCAGUUACAACCCUGGGUCUAGUUAGCAUAGCAUUAGCUUCAGGAUCAGCUAGCUUGUUGGGGGUUACCUCCUGACUAUCCUAUUAUGUGAUGAACUGUGCUAAGCAAUGCUAAGCUCAGAGAUGAAACUGGCCUGAUGAUGUGACUCUAGAGAAAACAGAGUGUGACAUGACUUUCCUAAAAUGUUCGCUUGACCUUUAACCUUUAAAGCACAUGAAGACCGUGCUCAGUUCCUUUCACUGAGUUUUCCAGGCUGAGCAGCUGUUUGUGGUUUUAUUUCGUUUUCAGAGCUCGAUCAGUGUCGACUCUGAUCAAGUUCAUGUGAUAAUCGUGUUUGUGAGAAAACUUUUCUUUAAAUAAACAAAUUGGAAACGUU
Molecule: messenger RNA, 2032 nt
Organism: Paralichthys olivaceus (Japanese flounder)
Lineage: Eukaryota; Metazoa; Chordata; Actinopteri; Pleuronectiformes; Paralichthyidae
Source: RefSeq, a predicted model, not a curated record